UUCACAGUGGGAAAAUAGGCCGAUUAUAGUACUCUUCGCAUCAAUGAAUUUUUGCUAGCAACGAAGUGUAAUCAAUUUUAAGGCGUUCAUUUACCUUGAUGAAGGUCUGUAAUAAGUAGUUUUUUUUUACGAGUAAACAUCAAAGCUAUUCUUGGUUUAGUGAUAAAAAGUGUUCCUAGAACUACUAGAAUGCUUUAAUUAGUUUGUCUGAACCUCGUUUGAGUUGUCUCGGUUUUGAUUGAAAUCCUAAUGGCAAUCUGUGACCGAUAUCUGUAAUCGACGUUAAAUCGACGUCAAAGUUCUAGUUAUACGCCGCUAGAUGGCACUAUUGGUUGGUACGGUGAGGAGGAUAAUAGAUGCUCACAAGUAUUCAUCGAUACUGCCUUGAACGGAGAGACUAAUGACAACAACAAUCUAAACUGGACACAUCCUCUAAUUCUGCUUCAAUCACAGAUGGGCCAGAAAGUGACAACAGGUUCAUGCCGGGGAUACGAGAGGUACAUAAGUCUGGACAUUCUUCCGCUGCAAAGAGAACGUCUGUAUAUGGUGCGCUGCAUGAUAAAGUAAUUCGUCAAAGGAAUAUAGACAACCUCUUCGAAUCACUGCUAAAGGUUGUUGGUCAAUUACCAAUCGAUCAAGCAAGCCAUGAGAGCCAUUUUCCGACAAAGAUCCGUCGAAUUGUAAUUGUCGCCUAUUUCCGGUCAGGGAGCUCGUUUCUCGGAGAAAUUCUACAAACACCUCCCAGUUCCUUUUACCACUUCGAGCCACUGCAUAUAAGUGGAACACACAGAAUUCGGAAAGUGAAUAUUUCCAGAACAGGACAUCAGAUAACAGCAUAUUUGUUGCAACAUAUACUACGCUGCGAGUUCACGGAAAUACCCGACUACGUCAGCUGGCUUCUGACAUACAAAAAGGGUUUUCUUAUGAAUCGAAAUCCGGUCCUGAAACUUGCAUGUCGCAGGAACAUUAGAAAAUGCCGAAACACAGAGUUUUUGGAAAAGCUAUGCCGAAGCCGCCCCCUUCAGGUGAUGAAACUGGUACGUUUACCGCUGCUCCAGACAAUAGAACUGAUAGCCAGAGAUCCGGACUUUACAAAUACGACCACAAUAGUACAUUUAGUUCGGGACCCACGCGGCAUCAUAGCCUCAAGGAGUGCCUUAGGCUGGUGCCAGUUUCGGUGUAACACCUUAUGUUCGGAAAUCUCCGAAGACGUUCAAGUGUUUGAGAAUUUUAAAAAGUUCUUUAACGGAGUCGACGUAAUUCAAGUGAAGUUUGAAGAGUUCGCCUCAGAUCCUUUUAACGAAACUCGACGACUUUUCGAGCGGCUUGGUUUAAAAUACGGACGGUCAACAGAAAAGUACCUGCUCUCUCACACGACAGAUGAUGAUUCGCACAAUGGGCCACUUUCAACUCGAAGAUAUUCAAAGAACGUCGCUUCUAAAUGGAAACAGAUGCUGUCAUUUCGAAAUAUUCUAGAAAUUCAAAAUACCUGCGGCUCACUUAUAACACAACUUGGUUAUCGUUUGGUCGAUGAGAGCGACACAGAGUGGCGCGCUAAAUCAAAUGUCAGAUCGCAAAUUUAACCGGACGUAUUAAACGUGUUCUGUUUGAUAACGUCAGGCCCUGCUAAAAUUUGCUUAAACCUGAUACGAUGUACCCGUGUCCCGUACCGAAGAUGUGGCCCAGAUGGAUGUACAGUUUAGUCGUCGCAAAAUGUUGAGUCCUCGUGUCAUGAAGAAGAUGUAUUGUCUAUCGACUUCUUCGUUACCUAAAAUGUGAAGGAACAUAUCCUUAAACGAUUGUGGGCUUGUGUAGAUGAAUAAUAGGAGCUGAACAUAGGUCGCUACCUCCGGAUAACCUAACGGCUGUAGGAGAAGCUUCUAGAGACAGCUAGCCAGACAGCAAGAUAUUGUGGAGUAGGAGUUCCCAGCGUGGAGCGGACAACGCACUAGCAAAAAUGGACAAGCCAUAAUAAGGAUGUAGGAAGCAGGUCAAGAGGCAGUAAAUUACGCCACAACUGCUAGAAAAAAUCACUGGAUGCACAGGAUGGGCCAAGGUCACUAGACUGUUUCAGUGAAAAUAGCAGGGAUGCAAUGGAAACAAGGCUGAAAAGACCCAAAUUGUCAAGAGGCCUUUUGCCCAAUACCAAAAACCUGGGGCCUAAAAAAAUAGCAAUAUCGUCGGUAGUGUAACGUUUCCUAUGCGAAUAAUAGCGACAUUGCGGUCCUUAUUGUUUAUCCAUGUUUUCGAUAAUAAUUACUCAUUUGUUCAUCGAAACGAAUAGCAGAAAAGGCAGAUACAUUUCUACGAUUUACACAUAAUGGAUUUUCUAUUUAACCUGUAAAUCUCUUUCCAAUGUGAGUAUCUUAAAUUUCUAUUAGAUGAAGUUUUUUAAAAUUAUUAUCGGUAAGUGAAGCAUUCUAACAUAGUGAUAAAUACAGAAAAAAAUUGUCUAAUCAAAAGGCUUAUUAGAUGUGUGAAUUAUUUUAUGCUAUCUUUAUUAGAAAUACAUUCUGAUAGCAAAUUUUACACGACAGAUGUAUAUUGAAUAAAAAAAGUAAACAAUAAUUAGUCAGAGCGUAUUUACUGGAGAUUAUCUUCUUCCUAUAUUCUUAUAGUACCCUUGGUAAGAAUCAGGUCUUAAUAGGAAUUUCAAAAUGAGUACAGAUGCCGUUAAACUGAACUAUACACGAAGAUAGGGGGCCUACAUUUACAGCCGAGUCCUGUUAGACAACUUGAAUGGCAAAGGGAGGUGAACUCGAACGAGUACACCUUUCUUCGCCACUCAAGUUCAAAAGCAAAUUUCUUUAUUAGAAACCAUUAUGUGUGUGAGUAAAAUCGUGAUAACGUUCCCAUUGAUGCACACGACGAAGAACGUCUUUGUUCUAUUAUUCGAUAAUGCUAUUCGUUCUAAGUAAAGUGGAAAUAGCAUUUAGUACAGAGGGAAUACCAAAGCAGUGAUAAUAGGUUCUUUCUACUAUACCCUCUUUUCGGUUCUUGAAAAGCAAUGAACAGGUCAUUGGGUUUCGCGUCACGCAUACUUCGAAGUAUUCUUCGACCUUAUAUUUAAUCUGUCGGCUUUUCAACAACCACAGACGUUCUGUACCUGACUCGUUCCGUUACUUUGCUUUGAAGCGGCUCGCAGCGCUCUUUAGAGAAGCUUCUUUGAAAAACCGGUGCUCAAUACCUAAUGCGUGUCGCAUGUGCGGUGCUCCUCUAUGAAGUAAGUGAACAAAGGAUAAAAUA
Molecule: messenger RNA, 3246 nt
Organism: Varroa destructor (honeybee mite)
Lineage: Eukaryota; Metazoa; Arthropoda; Arachnida; Mesostigmata; Varroidae
Product: carbohydrate sulfotransferase 1-like
Biological process (GO): sulfur compound metabolic process; N-acetylglucosamine metabolic process
Molecular function (GO): N-acetylglucosamine 6-O-sulfotransferase activity
Source: RefSeq, a predicted model, not a curated record